Arctia plantaginis is the source of this 426-nucleotide messenger RNA. NCBI's taxonomy places the organism in Eukaryota, Metazoa, Arthropoda, Insecta, Lepidoptera, Erebidae. The record is from the annotation of a GenBank genome assembly.
AUGAAAUCCUUCUUGGUUCUGUGCGCUUUGGUGGCGGUCUGCGCUGGUGGCGCGAUACGUGAGAAGCGCGGCUACAGCGGCUGGAGCGAUGGAUACAGCGGUGGACUCAGCGGCGGCAGUGGUGGCUACUCCGAGCCCGCUGCGAAGGUCAUUUCAGUUCAAAAAGUAGUUAAUGUGCAGCGCGAGGUCAGCGUGCCGCAGGUGGUCCACGUGCGCAAGGUCAUCUCCGAACCCCGUGUUAUCACUGUCAACAAAGUAGUGGCUGUCUCUGGCGGCGACGGACUCUCUGGUGGAUACUCCGGCGGUCACGGUGGUGGAUAUUCUGGUGGAUACAGCGGCGGAAUCUCUGGUGGUUACUCCGGCGGUCACAGUGGUGGCUAUUCUGGUGGAUACAGCAGCGGUCAUUCCAGUGGAUCUGGUUGGUGA